AUGAAGGUGUUCCCUAAGAGGGGCAAUGAUAGGAACUACCUCAUCAUCGCAGUGACGAUCCUGCUGAGCCUCGUAUCCGUAAUACAGAUAAAGGCUCCCUCGGUCCAUCGAACAGUCAAGCAACAGGAACGUAACACAACGCUGCCUACCUCCAAGAGUCUAGUAGACGUGCGACCGGAGCGCUGCGACAACCAGACCUACUCGUUGCACGGGCCGGGACCGGUAAAGGAAAUGUACAGUGGCGGCUGGGCGGUCCGCCACCUCUGUAGCCAACCUCUCGACACUCUGUUCUUCGUGUACACGGCGCGGAAGAAUUGGAAGCUCCGUGUCCACUUGCGCGCCACUCUGUUCGAAGAGGCUGCACGCACCGCUUUCAACUGGACGGGCGUGUUCUUCGUUGAAGAACACGAUGACCCCAUGGUGAACCUCUGGACGAAACUCGAAGUCGAGGCCGUCGGGGACGUCGUGAUGCUGCCCUACAGCGACACCUACGUUUCCAUUACCCACAAGUACGUAGGCGGCAUGCGAUGGGUGACAGAGAACUGUCCCAACGUGCGCACCAUCAUUAAGAUCGACGACGACAUCGGUGUACAGCCGUUCGAGCUUCGGCGAUACCUGGACGAGAAGCUGCCACCGAAGAACAACUCGAUACACUGCGCCGUGUGGGUGAACACGGACGUAAACCGUAACCUUUCGAGCACGUACCACAUCUCGGAAGACGACCUCGCCAAAGACAGGUAUCCUCUUUACUGUUCUGGUCAUUACAUGAUCAUGACGAUGGACAUAAUGCGGAAACUGUACAGGGUCUCCAAGUUUACCAAAGGUCACACCAUCGACGACGCCUACGUCAGCGGAUAUCUCGCCAUGUUCGCCAGCAUUGGACACGAGAAUUUUAGCUCAAGUGUCACCUUGGAUUCCGGGGACAAGACUUUACGCUUGCUCAAGGGAGAAUUGAUCUUCACACACGAGUAUUUUGUCUACGAAAACUCGGUUGGCCGCAGAGUGCAGUGGGGACUGAUGCUCUGGUGGCAUUUAAUGGAUGCUCCUGGCACAUUCAGCUUCUCCGACCGACUUGCGGACAAGCUGUACCGACUCGAUUUUAUUGAGACACGGCGCGCCCUAGAGGAGGGAUGGUACCUGCCACACCCCGACUAUUCUUUUUCUAGGCGUCCACGCCGCUUGGCACGAGUAAGUGCCGAGAAGAAUAGAAUCAUAAACCGGAGCCGCAUAGCUGCGCCACUAUAG
This is a messenger RNA of Dermacentor silvarum, 1245 nucleotides long. RefSeq names its product acetylgalactosaminyl-O-glycosyl-glycoprotein beta-1,3-N-acetylglucosaminyltransferase-like. The transcript has a single exon. The coding region runs from base 1 to 1245 and encodes 414 amino acids. Lineage: Eukaryota; Metazoa; Arthropoda; Arachnida; Ixodida; Ixodidae. Gene Ontology annotation, molecular function: hexosyltransferase activity. The record is from RefSeq and is a predicted model, not a curated record. Gene Ontology annotation, cellular component: membrane.